Molecule: messenger RNA, 4793 nt
Organism: Linum tenue
Lineage: Eukaryota; Viridiplantae; Streptophyta; Magnoliopsida; Malpighiales; Linaceae
Source: the annotation of a GenBank genome assembly
GUCGUCGGCACACUUUUUCUCACUUUUGAUUUCUCCGUCCGAGUGCGACCCCGCUAAGUCUCUCUCUCAAGAAAUGGACGACCUCUUCUUCCUGUUCGUCGUGCCUGGCCUCCGCGUCCCCUUUGUUUACUCUUCUUCAACCCUCCCUCUCGUCUUCGUCGCACCAACCCUGAUACCUCUCAAUUUCGUCGGGAUCGCGUGAUUCGCCACCGGAGGAACAAACUCGCCGGCGACUGGGACGGAUAUAGGAAUAGCUUGAGAGAGAUUGAGAGUGGGAAAAAAAAAGAGGAUCGGAUUGGAGGAAGCGAAUGACGAUGGUGAUGGCUAUGGAGGCGGCGUUGGUGUUUCUGGUCCCGUCGUGGUGGGAGAUCCAAGUCACCUUGGCUGCCGCCAUGUUCCUGAUCUUCGCGUACUGGUUCUUUGCUCACAGCGGCGGCGGCGGUGGCGAUGGUCCUCGUGGUGGGAGUGUGGAGAAUUUGGGGAAUGGUGGAGAUGGAUUCGAGAGCAGCGACAAGAUUGGCCCUCUGAAAGCAGACGCACAAGCAAGUUCUGGAUAUAUAAUCAAGGUGGAAUUGUUGGCUGCUAAGAAUCUGAUUGGUGCCAAUCUGAAUGGCACAUCAGAUCCUUAUGCUCUUAUUGCUUGUGGUUCUGAGAAGCGAUUCAGCUCUAUGGUUCCUGGUUCAAGAAACCCUAUGUGGGGCGAAGAAUUCAACUUUUCUGUGGAUGAGCUACCUGUUAAGAUCAAUGUCACAAUAUAUGACUGGGAUAUCAUUUGGAAAAGUACCAUUCUUGGAUCUGUCACUGUUCCAGUUGAGAGCGAAGGUCAAACUGGUGCCUUAUGGUAUUCUUUGGACAGCGCAUCUGGGCAAGUUUGUCUUCACAUAAAGACUAUAAAGAUUGCUGGAAAUGCUUCAAGAAUUGCUGGAGCUACUAAUCGAAGGAGAGCUUCUUUAGACAAACAAGGGCCUACUGUGGUUCAUCAGAAACCUGGGCCUAUGCAGACAAUAUUCAAUCUCCUUCCGGACGAGGUGGCAGAACAUAGCUACUCAUGUGCACUUGAACGGUCUUUCCUGUACCAUGGACGCAUGUAUGUCUCUGCAUGGCACAUCUGCUUCCACUCUAACGUAUUCUCUAAGCAAAUGAAGGUGAUCAUACCAUUUGGAGAUAUUGAUGAGAUACGUCGGAGUCAGCAUGCUUUUAUAAAUCCCGCCAUAACCAUUAUCCUUCGGAUGGGUGCUGGUGGGCAUGGUGUGCCUCCUCUAGGAAGCCCAGAUGGUAGAGUCAGAUAUAAGUUUGCAUCAUUUUGGAACAGGAAUCAUGCUAUACGAAUACUGCACCGUACAGCAAAGAAUUACCAUACACUUGUAGAAGCUGAGAAAAAGGAAAAUGCAGAAUCUGCAUUACGGGCGCACAGUAGCUCUGUCAGAGUUAGAAAAGGUGAACCAUUGUCGCUGGAAAGCAUUGUGCCGAAAGCUGAGAAGGUUCAACCCUUUAUCAAAUACGAGGUUCUUGUUGGUAUACAUAAUGAUAUUUUUCCUUGCUCAGCAGAGCAGUUCCUAAAUUUAUUAUUGAGUGAUGAUUCUAAAUUUAUAAACGAGUACCGAUCAGCUAGAAAGGAUACAAAUUUAGUUAUUGGACCAUGGCAUCCAGCUGAUGAAUAUGAUGGUCAAGUGCGAGAAUUAACAUUCAGAUCCGUAUGUAAUAGUCCUAUGUGCCCACCAGAUACAGCCAUGACGGAAUAUCAGCAUUUUGUUUUAUCACCAGACAAGAAAAUCCUGGUGUUUGAAACAGUGCAACAGGCACACGAUGUACCUUUCGGAUCUUAUUUUGAGGUUCAUUGCUGCUGGAAAAUUGAGUCCAAUGCCGAAAGUUCCUCCACUAUUGAUAUUAAAGUUGGAGCACAUUUCAAGAAAUGGUGCGUUAUGCAGUCUAAAAUAAAGGCAGGAGCCAUAAACGAGUACAAGAAAGAGGUGGAUGUUAUGUUGACGGUGGCUCGUUCGUACAUCGCUUCGCACACGUGCAAAGACUCGGAUACCAGUGAUCUGCAUCCGUCGUCUGCUGUGCCCACUGCAACACAAGAAGGAAACUGAUUUUGGUUCUUACACUCUCACAUCACAUCCCAUUGCUCCUUUCUGCUCCAAGCAUUGUAAGUAAGCUUUUUACCUUUUGUUUUUUUAAAUGCCUGGGGUGCUAUGUUGUACAAGGGCUUUCCCGCUUCAUAUUCCAACACCGUCUUUUUCCUGACGGUGGAUGGUUCAUGUAGCCCGGAUGUUGUAACAGAAGAAAAAAUGUCACUGCACCCUUGUCUUCCUGAAGAGGAAAGUAGGUGGUGUGUGUCUGUUUUUGGUUUUGGAUCUCAAAAGACUUCCUUCGCUCUCUGUUUUCUCUUCUCCUCUUUUGUAUCUACAGGUUGAGAGCGUCUUUUCGCUCUUGAUUAAAGGUAAUUGUUGUUUAUAUCAUAUACUCUCUCUGGAGUCGAUUCAUUUUAGUGGUGAUAUUUGAUGAAAAUAUCUGUCACGCCCUGAGUUUGAAUGAGGCCAACAUCACAAAAAAAAUCCAUGAAUUUCGAUCCCAGAUUGAUCUCCCUUGUCCUUGUGUUUAGUGCAUUGUAUGAAUGUUGGGGAAGUGGUUCAUGUAAUGUGAAAUUGCCAGAACAUAAGAAAGAACCAGUGCAGCAACUUCGAAUAAGCAUCGUUGUAGUUUGGUAAAUAAUGCAUGAUUUCUCAUCCAUCGAAUAGCUGGAGUUUGUUAAUUAGGAUGCUAACUAUUCUCAUUGCUCCUUUAGUGUACUAGAAGAAAUGUAAUUUCGACUCGACUUGCUGGAUUACCUCCGUACAUAUCGUAGAGCAAGGCACGAGACUUCCUUUCUUGACACCACGUCAUAUCCCUCUUGUGUUCUGGGCAUGUUUUCUUCUUCUUCUAAUACUAAUUUACUUUUGAUUAAGUGCAAGUCUCAAUCCUCCAAAUAGACCACGAAGGGCGGGAUGCCCCGAUGAGAGAUUGACAUCGAUUUUUUCUUCUUACAAUCGUUUUGAUGAUCAUUGUUCUUUUUCUCUACGGAGGGAAAUGAUAGUCAUUCCAUAGAGGCACUACGAAGAAAAUCUCGUAAAAUGCGCUAUGAAGCUGUUGGUUAGCAUAGUCUAAUUAAAGAUAUCAUCGCGUACGUCUAAUAACUAAGCUCGAUCGAUGCGUAACACGAUGCUGAACUACAUAUCCAAAUUGCCCCCAUGCCAAACAAAACAACCCUGAAAAUGCUUCCAAAUGAUCCAACGUCACUUAGACAUCCACUUCUCCCGCUGGAAAUUAGCUGUCAAAGCUCCCAAUUUCUUUUUUUCUUCCAUGAAACCAAUCAAAUCCAAACACAACAAAAUACAAAAUUAUCCCCCCUGAAGAAAAAAAACAAAACAGCUUAUUCUUACAUAAUUUCUUCCCUUUCCUUUCUCCAUAAAUACACAAAAACCCCUCCGCACCACCUCAAAAACCCUCACUCUCCUCCGUCUCUUCAUUUCGCGCGCGCGCGUGCGUUUUCUUCUGCUCUGUAAUUUCUUCCGUUGGACAUCACCGGAGAAAGAUUCGUGCCUCCGAUAGACCAGCAGAGGAAGAAGCAUUCAGCCGAAGCAGCAGCUGACGAAGGAGGAAGUAAAGUGAAGUAAAGUAAAGUCGGUCUGCUUCGCGUUUGGCCGCGGCGUGCUAAAGUAAAGACUAUUCACUGGAGAGAAAUCGAGCGACGGCGAUCAUCCGAUACAAUCUUCCCCGGCGGGAUCUUUCUGCGCGGUUGGAAUAAGGCAUACACAUUCAGAGAAAAGAUGAUGGAAAACAAAAGAAGUCCUUGCUUUCUUGACCAAGGGAACAUCACUUCUCUGUCAAGCAAAAGGCACAAGGCUGGCCCCCCAAUCAAGGUUUCCCCUUGUUUCUCCCAUUUUAGCUUAUAUUGGAUUUCCAAACUUGACGAAUGGAAAAUGGACGGUAUAAAAUGAAAAUAGAUGGUUUUAGCUGUUGUUUGGAUGGAGUCCUGAAGCAUUUUCGGUGUUGAGAAGUACCCUUUAAAUUAAUACAUAGUAAUCUCUUUCAAAUUGCUGAAGCUCUUUGCUUCUGAAAUAUAUGGCCAACUAACGGCUUGUCUUCUCUUUUUGAAUGACUCAUACAGGACCAGAAAGAGAAGUUCGGUGAAAGGAUUGUAAUUCUGCAGCAGCUUGUUUCACCAUAUGGAAAGACGGAUACAGCAUCAGUGCUUUUGGAAGCCAUGCAAUACAUUCAUUUCCUCCAUGAACAAGUUAAUGUGUUGAGUGCUCCAUAUCUGCAAGCUACACCUCCAAUUUAUACCCAGGGUUUGGAUGAAUACAGUCUGAGAAGCAGAGGACUGUGCCUUGUUCCAGUCUCUUCAACAGCCGGAGUGGCUAAUAGCAAUGGAGCAGAUCUUUGGGCUCCAAUCAAGCCCAACCCAUUACUCCAGUGACCCAGCUCGGCCCUUAAGCUGCAGUCCAAGUUUCAAACGCCCAUCCAAGUUCAUAAAAACAGAGAGAGAGAGAGAGAUGCCCUUUUAUAAGAGGGUAAAUUUUGUACAACGAAAGGUGCAAUUUUGAUGGCGCAGAAACUGUGUAGGCUGUAGCUUUGAUGAAAAGAAAUAGGAAAAGCUGAUCUUUCACUUCAUAUAUCGAGGGAAGUGGAGUAUAGUGCAUCAAUAUAAAAGCUAUUACGUGCAAGGUUUGUUUGAAUUGUGCGUGUACAAGUUGCUCUCUCCUAACCAACGAGGCUACAAAAGCUAAAUGGAAAUGAAUGGUAUAACGUUGGGG